GAUGGAUACACCACUGACGACAUCGAGUUCUACUGGCAGGGAGGACCCAACAUAGGCUCGGUCACUGGAGGAGAGAACAUCGAACUGCCCCAGUUCGACAUCAUAGACUACCAGACCCAAUCCAAGAAAGCUGUGUUUGCCACAGGCUCUUAUCCACGUCGUCCCUGAGCUUUAAGCUGAAGAGGAACAUUGGCUAUUUCAUCCUGCAAACCUACAUGCCCUCCACCCUGAUCACCAUCCUGUCCUGGGUCUCCUUCUGGAUCAACUACGAUGCAUCGGCUGCCAGAGUAGCUUUGGGUAUAAACCACGGUGCUGACCAUGACCACCAUCAAUACCCACCUUAGGGAGACUCUACCCAAGAUCCCCUAUGUCAAGGCCAUUGACAUUUACCUGAUGGGUUGCUUUGUCUUCGUCUUUCUGGCCUUGUUGGAGUACGCCUUUGUCAACUCUAUCUUCUUCGGUCGUGGUCCUCACCUGCAAGAAGGUGGCAGAGAAAGCUGCAAAGUCCAACAACGAGAAAGAAACCGACUGGAGAGCAACAAAGUCCAGGUUGACGCUCAUGGCAACAUCCUCCUGACCAACCUGACCAGUGAGAUGAGUGGAGCAGAUAUGAUGGGUGUUCUCAAUGACCCUCGGGCUACGAUGUUCUCCUACGACAGUGCCAGCAUACAGUACCGCAAGCCCAUGACCAGCCGAGACCUGUACGGACGACCGGCCCUCGAACGGCCAAUGGGCCACAAAGGGCGCUUGCGGAGGAGGGCCUCGCAGCUCAAAGUCAAGAUCCCCGACCUCACGGAUGUCAACGCCAUAGACAAGUGGUCUCGCGUGGUUUUCCCGAUUGCGUUCACCUUCUUCAACCUGGUCUACUGGUUUUACUAUGUCAAUUAGGGUGGGCAGUAGAGAAAGUUAACCGGGGCUUGUACAGCGAUGAAAACGAUGGAGCAUUUGUAUAUAAAUUGUGUUUUGGAAUGAGAUGUAGAACUGGAUUGUCUUUACAAUGUAAAUACAAUUUAAUAUAUAAUAUAUAAAUAUAUAUAUAACAGAGGUAUAAUUUAUAAAAAAAUCCUAUCACUUUUCCUGUACUCAUCUGUACAAAAUAGAUGGAUGAAAAUAAUGGAAUUUAAGACACAGUAAAGACAUAGUAUCUCUAAGCAAAAACUUGCCAAAAAGACUUUUGAAAUUACCGGCAAUGAUCUUUCAUUUGUUCUAUCUCAUUUACUUACCUUCUGUUAUCUCACUUUUUGCAUGUGAAUGAAACACAACCUUUUUGUUUGCUUAAGGUAAAAAAAAAAACAAGAGACAAAGCCCAGCGCAAAACAAGUAGGUGACUUGUAACUGAAGCUCACCUAACUUAUAAAGAGAAGAACAUGUUUGUUGAUUCCCAUCGUAAUAUAUAGUCCUUAUUUGGCGCUCAGACAGUGCUCCGACUGAGGUUUUUUUUUUGUAGGACUUGCGUUGAAAUCCUUCUCUGACAGUCAUAUGCAAGCUAUAAAACAUGUCAAAUUGCUUUUUAUGAUGCGGGGUUAUUUCUGACAAGUUUAUUUUCUUUAAAAAAGGAAGCUUUGCAUGGCUCUACUGAGCCAAUCUGUAUUAUAAUCAUUAUACUGUAUGCUUGCGAAACAAUCAUUGCAUUUAAGGUAAGUACAGGACAGAGGUUAAUUGGAACUCCAGUCAUUUCUCAAAAACAAAAUGUAUCUACGAUAUUCUCACAGCGUCUGUGAGCAUGUACAAUGUAAUUUUCUUCUUUAAAAGAAAUCAGGUAAAGAAGACCAAUGAUGUCACCAUGCUUUCAAAAUCACAUUAAAAAUGUAAAGCCCUGAUAAAACUCGCUGCUGGUGUUGCAACACGUGGUCUAACAAACAUUUUUAAUGACAUUUUUGUGAGAUUGUAAAAACUAUAACAAAAUAUUUAUAAAUUAUAUAAUACAUAA
Molecule: messenger RNA, 1930 nt
Organism: Gymnodraco acuticeps
Lineage: Eukaryota; Metazoa; Chordata; Actinopteri; Perciformes; Bathydraconidae
Gene: gabrb1
Product: gamma-aminobutyric acid type A receptor subunit beta1
Biological process (GO): monoatomic ion transmembrane transport
Cellular component (GO): membrane
Molecular function (GO): GABA-A receptor activity; monoatomic ion channel activity
Source: RefSeq, a predicted model, not a curated record